Molecule: messenger RNA, 633 nt
Organism: Lactuca sativa (garden lettuce)
Lineage: Eukaryota; Viridiplantae; Streptophyta; Magnoliopsida; Asterales; Asteraceae
Source: RefSeq, a predicted model, not a curated record
AUGGCGUGGUUCAUGUUUAUGCAGAUAAACAAAAGAGAGGAACCAGAUGAGGUUUUAAUAUUUCAUGAUGGGACAUAUCUAACCUUAAAGGAGGUUUUUGAGAGCUUGUAUGGCCUGGACCUGAAUGUUGAUCUAUUAGAUGUGCAUGCAGACAAGAGCACAUUGCAUCAUUUUGAUAAAUUCAAUCUGAAAUACAACCCAUGUGGUCAGAGUAGGCUUCGGGAGAUUUUCUUGAAACAGGAUAAUCUAAUUCCGGGUCUUUUCCUUGCUGAGGUAACAAGUCAAGUGUUUGUAGAUCUUGAAGCGAGUAAAUAUCAAGGAAUUCGUGCAAAAUUAGUUUCCAAAGAUUUUGCUCCCAAGUGGGAUAUUCCAAAUUUGGAUAUUCCUACUUCUGAGCCUGAACUAAACCUGCCCAUAACCUUGAGAGAGCAUUUUCAUGUGAACUUUCUAGUCAUUUGGCAAAAUGAAAUUGCUGAUGCAUUUGCCAAGAAGUAUUCAUAUGCCCAAGUUGUAAAAAGAAUACCAUUAGUUCUUGCAGAAAUUAAGAAUGCCGUCAAGAGUAUACAUGAUAAUGGUGGCGGUAAAUUUUGGGUUCCCAAAACUGAUUGGUUUAUUGUUGUGCUUAAUUCUUAA